AUGGAUCUCCUCGAUGCCAUCGUGGGACCCCCGAAGAAGGAGCUCUUCUUGUCGCACCCGUCUCGCCCAGCAUCUCUAGAUGAGAAGAGGAGGCGGAUAGCGCAGCUGCAGCAGCAGCGGCAGCAACAGCUGCAACAGCAGCGGCAGCAACAGCUGAAGCAGAUGUCGUUGCAAGAGCAACAGCAGGAGCAGCAGCAACGUCUGCAGCAGCAGCAGCGAGAGCGAGAGGACGAAGCGCGGCGUCGGGAGGCGGAGCAGCAGCAGCUCCUGCUGCAGCAGUUGCAGCAGGAGAGGCAGCAACUUGUGAAGCAGCUAAGAGCAGCAAAUCGAAGUGUAAUAGGGGACCGCCAGGCGCAAAAGCAAGUGCACGCUAUGACGAAGAGACUCCUUGAGGUGGAUAGACAGCAGCAGCUGCUGCAAGAGGGAAAGCCUAUCGACAGCAACAGCAGCAGUAACACAAACAACAGCAGCAGCAGCAGCAGCGUCAACAGCUGCAGCAGCAGCAACGCUUGUAACAGCAUCAGCAGCGAGCCAAGUACCAGCUUCAGUACGGGCGCCUCCUCCACAAGCAGCAGCUGCAGUAUUAGCAGCAGCAGCAGCAGCAGCAGCGGCAGCAGUCAGCCGGAUGAGGGACGGGAGAGUGUUCAUGCAGCGUUGCAGCAGCAGUUGCAGAGGCGUCAGCAAGAGUUGCUGCAGCAGCGGCAGCAACUGGAGGAGGAUGUGCAGCGUUUGAAGCGACAAGGGAAGACGCCAAAGGCAGCAGCAGCAGCAGCAGCAGCAGCAGCCGCAUUCCGGAUGCCAGUGGCGAACCGUGCGGGAUCGUCGAUCCCCCGAAGUUCAGGGAGUACUGCUUCUGGCGGCAGCAGCAAGAGCAGCAGGAGCAGCAGCUUGCAGCGGAGCAGCAGCAGCAGCAAGCCCAAGUCGAAGUCUCGGCAGCACCCAUUUUUCUCAGCCAGGGCCAGCAGCAGCAGCAGCAGCAACAGCAGCAGCAGCAGCAGUGUGGUUGUGAUGCGCAGCGAAGAUGGAACGAAGAUAGUUAAACAUAUCUGCAGCACUCCUCUUGACAGCAGCAACCCGGAUGUUCGGCUGCUGCGCGAGAGGCCUGAGGGAUUUGAACGGGGAGAUGCAGCGAUAUCUUGCGAAGUAUUAAAGGCAGCAACAGCAGCAGCAAAUGCAGCAGCAGCAGCAGCAGCAGCAGCAGCAAAUGCAGCACGUUCAUCUCAAGCCAACCAAUCAGGCACCAGCAGCAUUAAUCUGGCAAAGGGCAUCGAACCCUGGAACCCACGAAAUCUGCUGCAGCACAACCCGACGCAGCAGCAGCAAAUGCAGCAGCAACAGCAGCAGCAGCCCUGGCCGAGGGAAGAAGCUCGUCGGCAGCACUCUGAAGCAGCGACCCCGCCUCGCGAACACCAGAACCAUCAGCAGCAGCAGCAGCAGCAGCAGCAGCAACAGCAGCAGCAACAGCAGCAGCAACAUCACCAGCAGCAGCAGCAGAGAAAGUCUCCCGGCUCAGCAAACUCAGCAGCAAAGCCAAAGAUACCCAGCACUGCAGCAGGUAACAAGCAUGCUCUGCAUCGUCAGCGGCAGCGGCAGCUGCUGAUGCAGAAGCUGCUGCGGGAGAAGGAGCAGCAGGAGCUGCUCCUGCAGCAGCAGCAGCAGCAGCAGCAAAAGAAGGUUCUGGCAUUCCAACCUUCUCGCGCCAUGCUGCAGCAGCCCUCUGUUGGGAUGCAGCAGCAGCAGCAGCAGCAGCAGCAGCAGCAGCAGCCAGAGCAGCAGCAAGAGCAGCAGCAGCCGCGGGGUUUCUUGCCUUCACCGAGCGCUCGUCUUUCUUUCUCUGUUCCUGUGGGUUCUCGUUCGAAGCAGUUGCUGCGGCAGCGGCAGCUGCAGCAGCUCGGUCUAACCCAGCAGCAGCAGCAGCAGCAGCAGAGGAAGCAGCAGUCGACAGUGGGAGCGUUACAUGAUCGAAGCUGCAGCGAAGAAGAUUGGGAAGACGGGGACUCGGAUUUGUCUUCUUUUAUUGAAGAUGACGAAGAAGAGGAGGCUGCAUGCAACAACAGCAGCAGCAGCAGCAGCAGCAAGCGAAAAGCAGAUUCUAAGCCCGACUGGAGAAGGGAAAUGAGGGCUGUCACUGGAUACGAUCCUGCGGUGUAUGCACAGCUCGAUUGGGGAGAAUGUCAAGAAAGCAGCUUCUCGAGACAGCUAGAAGAAGAGAGGCGCAGCAGACUCCUAGCUGAACAGGAGGACAGGCGGGAGCUGCUGCUGCUGCAGCAAAAGAAAAAACGCAUAUGA
Molecule: messenger RNA, 2289 nt
Organism: Eimeria acervulina
Lineage: Eukaryota; Apicomplexa; Conoidasida; Eucoccidiorida; Eimeriidae
Exons: 1
Coding region: 1-2289 (762 amino acids)
Source: RefSeq, a predicted model, not a curated record